AUGCUUAAUAUCUUUGACAAAACCGCAUCAGGGAAUGCAAACCUAGUCCAUGUCAUCUCCCUUCGUAACUUAACUCCUGGAGUCCAGGUACCAUUCAGCAGUUUGUUACAAGUGAGUGGCUUUCUGGGCCAUUUUGAGAGGGCGUUUAAGAGCCAGCCACAUUACUGCGGAUCUGGAGUCACAGAUAAGCCAGACCGGCCUGUCUCAGGCCAGCUGAGAUCCAGGCAGUGCAGUGCGUCCCUGGGGCCUAGUGUCGAAGAACAGCUGAGCUACAGAGAAGAAGGCUACAUCCCCUUUUUUAUGGCACUAGCUGCCGUUAUGCAGGUACUUGCCUUUCGGGAUGCCCCCUUGUCUGGGGCUUCACUUGCUUUGCUGGAAGAAUUUGAGGAAGCUGCCAAACAGCUCAAGAGCGAAAAAAGUCAAAUUAAACUCGGCAAGGUUGAUGCCUCAACAGAAAAGGAUCUUGCAAAAGAAUUUGGAACACAAGAUUAUCCAAUUCUGAAAUUUUUCAUAAAAGGAGACAGGAAAAACCCUCUGAACUGUGCAGGAGCAAGAACUGCAUCUUCCAUUAUCACGUGGUUAAAGAGAAGGAUCGGUACAAGUGCCAUACGUCUGCUCAAUGUCACUCAUAUUGAAACUUUUAUUGCCUCUGAUGAUGUGGUGGUUGUUGGUUUCUUUAAGGACCUUAAAGGAAAUGACACUAAAACUUUUUAUGAGACUGCGAAAGACAUUCCUGAUCUUCCAUUUGGUGUCACAAAUAAUGCAAAACAUUUUGCUAAAUAUGGCAUCACCAGGGACACCAUCGUUCUGUUCAGGAAGUUUGAAGAAGAACGUAUAGGCUAUGAAAUUGCUGAUGGCAGUAGGCUGGAACAAGAUGAUCUGACCAAGUUCAUCAAAGUCAACGAGCUGCAUUCAGUCACAGAGUAUAAUCAACUGACUGCAGGCAAGAUCUUUGAUGUUGGCAUUGACAGUCACCUUCUGCUAUUUGUAGACAAGACAUCGGAGGAGUUUAAUGAGAUGUACAAAAACUUCAAAGCUGCUGCCUCCGACUUCAGGGCCCAGAUAAUCUUUAUUUUGGUUGACACCAAUGAGAGUCAGAAUGGCCGCUUGAGAGAGUUUUUCCGGAUUCGGGAUCUGGACGUACCCGCUGUUUGUCUGAUUAAUACAACGGGGAGUGUGAGAUACAGAAUGCAAGGUGGCAAAGUCACAACUGAAAAUGUGAAAACUUUCUGCCAGGCUUACCUAGACGGGAAAGAAAAGCCUCAACAGUACAGUGAGGAACUUCCUGAAGAUUGGAACAAGAACCCUGUCAAAGUAUUAGUGGGAACAAACUUUGAUGAAGUUGUAUUUAAUACCACAAGGAGUGUCAUUGUGUUGUUUUAUGCUCCAUGGUCUCAGAGAUGCAAGGAAAUUAAUUCUAUUUGGGAUCAACUGGGGAUGAGAUACAAGGACUCCGAACACAUUGUCAUUGCUAAGAUAGACAUCACUGCGAAUGAAGUUGAGUCGGUUAUAGUUGAGGAGUAUCCAAGUGUAAAGUAUUUUCCGGCUGGAUCAGAUAAAAAGAUUGUACACUAUACCAGUGCUCAGACUCUAGAAGCUUUUUCUAAAUUUCUGGAUAAACAAGGAAAAUCAAAGAAUCAUGGUAAAAAAUCAAAUACCACAGAUAAUACAGAUGAAGAAACAAAGGAUGAACUCUAA
This is a messenger RNA of Carcharodon carcharias (great white shark), 1698 nucleotides long. RefSeq names its product protein disulfide-isomerase-like. Gene Ontology annotation, cellular component: endoplasmic reticulum. Gene Ontology annotation, molecular function: protein disulfide isomerase activity. NCBI's taxonomy places the organism in Eukaryota, Metazoa, Chordata, Chondrichthyes, Lamniformes, Lamnidae. The coding region runs from base 1 to 1698 and encodes 565 amino acids. The transcript has 15 exons. The record is from RefSeq and is a predicted model, not a curated record. Gene Ontology annotation, biological process: response to endoplasmic reticulum stress; protein folding.